UGGAGGUCAAUGACUACCGGGCUUCAUCAGAAAUACUUUCAAUACAAAGACAUCUGGGUAUGGAUAUUCUUACAGCAGCAAUGGACAGCGACGUUGAUCUUCUACUCAGCAAACUGGGAAAGCUCGACAAAAAAAUUCUUCCGGACAAAGCAAUCAAACAUGCAUUAUUCUGCUUACGAUAAGAAAGUACAAAGAGGAGUUUAUCUCUUUUGUUUGUUUGUUGACUCCAAAGUGAUCAACGUAAUGCAAAACUUGAAUCCUCAGCAAUGGAUACAGCACAAAGAUUUGGGAAGCAGCGCGAAAAUUCCAAAAGGAACGUUUCAGCUUUUGACAAAAACUUUAAAUAACCAUGUACGUAUAAAGACUGGCCAUACUGUAACCAAAAGAGAAUCCAGUGUUUUACGGAAGCAGACAAUGGCUUUAAAAUGUAUGAGAUAGAUUUGCAAUGGGAUAUAUUUUAUUGUUGGAAAACGAUAAACAGAAAUACAAAGUAUAAAAAAUGGAAUAGAAUAAAUCACAGAUUGCAGAUUGUGGAAUGUGGAAAGAAAAGAAUAUAAUCAUAUUUACAGAUAUAUUAUGAAGAGUUCAACUUCGUGAUAUGUGGUAUAAUACAAAGACUUUAUUGUGG
Molecule: messenger RNA, 628 nt
Organism: Mycotypha africana
Lineage: Eukaryota; Fungi; Mucoromycota; Mucoromycetes; Mucorales; Mycotyphaceae
Exons: 2
Coding region: 10-438 (142 amino acids)
Source: RefSeq, a predicted model, not a curated record